Messenger RNA from Malassezia japonica, 1002 nucleotides. RefSeq lists its product as uncharacterized. Lineage: Eukaryota; Fungi; Basidiomycota; Malasseziomycetes; Malasseziales; Malasseziaceae. Bases 1 to 1002 code for a protein of 333 amino acids. The transcript has 2 exons. The record is from RefSeq and is a predicted model, not a curated record.
AUGUUUAUGGGGGUGGACGAUAUUACGCGCCUCACGACCGUCUCGGCUGGCUGGGAGUCGGAAAUGCUGCGCCUGUUGCACUACUGCGGACCUACCAUUACGCACCUGUCGCUAUGGCAGACGGAGUCGCGUGCGCUGCUGCGCGACGCCGCGCAGGUCAAGCGCACGACGGCUGCUGCGCAGCCGAUCUGGGCAAUUGGCGAGCAGCUCCUGCUCGACGAUACGCCGGACGAGGAGAUGUACGCGCCGGUCGACCCCGGCGACAUCCCGCGCUGGCUCCAGGCCGAGCUGGAUUCGGCGCCGGCCGAUCAAGUCGCCAAGCAGCACGCCGCGCACUUUCCCUUCGCGCCGCGCGCCAACACGGCGGCCUUGUGGCGCGACCGGCCCCGGCCACGCGCGUGCACGCCACGAUACCUGAGCCUUGUAAUGAGUUACCCCUUUUACGAAAACGAGCGCCCGGACCUCUUUGCAAACAUGACCAUCUGGUCCGAGGUGGAGGAGCUCGACAUCUACAUGGCAGGCGACGCCGCCAAGUCGCUCUACCUCCUUGCGCGGCUCGGCGAGACAAAGAUCAAGCGCCUGCGCGUGUCAUCGGCGCACGCUUCGUUUGCGCUGGAAGUCGAGUCGUCUGCCGACGCCGAGCCGUCGGAGACGCGGCCGAAGCCAUGGUGGACGAAUGCGUGUGCGGCGCUCGACGAGCUCGUCACCUCGCGCGAGCUCGCGCAGGCGUUUGUGAACGAGUUUGCCGGGCGCUUUAUGGACGAUCCGCUGGUGCUCGAGACCGCGUGCCUGCGGCGCCUCGAGGGCGAGCCGCCCGCGGGGGCGUGGAGCAACGCGCCGCUGGAGGCCGAGCUUGCGGCCAGGCGCAAGCGCCUGGCGGUGCGCCUUACACUUACCCAGGGCAACCAGGCGAUCUGGGGCAAGCUCAAGCACCGGCAAUGGGACUUUCGGGAGCGUGCACAGUACGGCCGCCCCGGGGCGUGGUCGCUGCUGCUUCGAUAG